AUGCGGCCACCACAAUCUCGAAACAAAGAUAAGCAGCGCCCGAUAAAGGUCGCCAGUAAUGGUGUCAACAACUACGAUCACUACAUUUAUGCACAGGAACAGAAACUAUCGCCGUUGCCCGAAAGCACAAACUUGGAGCACUUGUGCAAAUUGGACAUCCGGGAGGAGCCACGUCUGGUCCGGAAAACUGGAAUAAUCUGCACAAUCGGGCCAGCAUGUCGAGCGGUGGAAAAGCUGCAGGAAAUGAUUAUCAAUGGACUAAACAUUGCGCGCAUGAAUUUCAGUCAUGGUUCACAUGAGUAUCACGCGGAAACAAUAGCGAACGUACGAGCAGCAGCAUUGAGUUUCAGUGAGCCGCGACUGAUCGCCAUUGCUCUGGACACAAAAGGUCCCGAAAUACGUACCGGCCUUCUGGAAGGGGGUGGAAGCGCAGAAGUAGAGUUGGUGAAAGGAAAUCAAAUUCGGCUCACCACUGAUCCAUCAAUGGAAAGUUCCGGGAAUGCGCAGACCGUUUUCGUCGAUUACAAGAAUAUCACGAAGGUGCUAAGUGUCGGUUCGCGGAUUUUCAUCGACGAUGGCCUUAUGUCUCUCAUAGUUAAUUCCAUCGAAGGUGAUAGUCUAAUAUGCACUAUCGAGAACGGUGGUAUGCUGGGAAGCAGAAAGGGUAUCAACUUGCCCGGAACGCCGGUUGAUUUGCCUGCCAUUUCUGAGAAAGACAUCAAGGACCUGCAGUUCGGCAUCGAACAGGAAGUGGAUAUAAUUUUCGCAUCAUUCAUACGUAAUGGAGACGGCAUUCGCACGAUCAGGAAGGUACUUGGCGAGAAGGGAAGGCACAUCAAAAUUAUAGCAAAGAUCGAAAAUCAGGAGGGCGUCGAUAAGUGA
Molecule: messenger RNA, 882 nt
Organism: Gongylonema pulchrum
Lineage: Eukaryota; Metazoa; Nematoda; Chromadorea; Rhabditida; Gongylonematidae
Source: the annotation of a GenBank genome assembly